AUGCUCAACCUCCCAACGCUCCACACCUACCUCACACAACUGCUCUCACCCACAGACACCAUUCACACAGCGCUGCUUCUCACGCCAGAGGGUGCGGUUGUAUCUUUUGCCUUGGGUCUUCUCAGGACGCAGUCCUUGCAACGCUCGAAAGAUGAGAUAUGGAUCUUAGCCGGAUUGAGCGCCGAGGUGUGGGCUGAGACAAGGUGUGAAGAAGGGGAUGGGAAAGGGAUGGGGAUGGUUGAGAGUGAGCUGGGCCGAAUCGUAGUCGUCCCUGUCGAUGAUGCUAGCCCGGAGGUACAAGAUGAAAGGGAGCCAUUGCUAUUACUCGCUGUAAACGGGGGAGCAGAAGCUGAUUGGAAGACCAUGUGUGCAAAACGCACAUCCCUGCUCACCCUCCUCGGCAGUUCUCACCCAUCCCUCAACGCUAUCGCCCAAUACUACUUCCUCCACCCCUCCAAACAACUCCGACCCCUCCUCGUCCUUCUCUUCGCGCGUGCAACAAACGGACUAGGCGCUGAAUUCCCCCAAGUUCAAUGGGCAGCAGACCAUUCAAGAGCCCACCAACAAGAGCUCGACGCGCCUUUAACCCGCAAAGACGUGUUAUGCGAUUGGAAUCCUAGCAUGCCGGACCACACCGCGUCUUUUGAGAGCGCGUUCGAGAUGCCUCUUACGCAUAGUUUGCUUCCUACGCAGCUGCGCCUGGCUCAGAUCGUGGAGAUGAUACAUGUCGCUUCUCUUCUUCAUGAUGAUGUGCUUGACAAGUCCCCUUUGCGUCGUGGCGCAGCCAGUGCCCCAGCUGCUUUUGGAAACAAGUUGGCUGUGCUAGGCGGUGAUUUCUUGCUUGGACGCGCGAGUGCGGCGUUGAGUCGUCUAGGGAGUCACGAGGUAGUAGAGCUCAUCGCGAGCGUCCUCGCUAAUCUCGUAGAGGGUGAGAUUUUGCAGAUGAAAGGGAAUGGUGGGGAAGCUGCAACGUCACCCAGUUCUUCGUCAUCUGUGGGUAGUGACAUAGACCUCAAGGACCUUCAUUCGUCCCCGGCGCCUCCAUCCUCCGAUAAAUGGUCUAUCUAUCUCAAAAAAACUUACCUCAAGACAGCCUCGCUUAUGGCUAAAGGCGCACGGGCUGCUGUUGUUCUUGGAGGAUGUAGAGAAGGUGAAGUGUGGAAGGAGGUCGCGUAUGCUUAUGGGAGGAAUUUGGGUAUUGCAUUCCAGCUCAUAGACGAUACCCUCGACUUUUCGUCCUCCACAGCUCAACUCGGCAAACCCGGCUUUGCAGACCUGCGCCUCGGACUCGCAACAGGCCCCGCGCUCUACGCUGCUGAAGAGUUCCCAGAACUCGAAGGGAUGAUCGGGCGGCGGUUUGGUGGGGACGGGGACGUAGAGAGGGCCCUCACGUUGAUCUCGUCGUCUCGUGGUGUAGAGCGUACGCGUGAGCUAGCGCGUAUACAUGCUGAGAAAGCACGGGAGGUUUUGGCGUUGUUGCCUAGGAGCGAGGCUAGGGAUGCUCUAGAGGGUUUGACGGAGGGUGUUGUUAGAAGGCAGUGGUAG
Molecule: messenger RNA, 1545 nt
Organism: Suillus paluster
Lineage: Eukaryota; Fungi; Basidiomycota; Agaricomycetes; Boletales; Suillaceae
Product: isoprenoid synthase domain-containing protein
Exons: 7
Coding region: 1-1545 (514 amino acids)
Biological process (GO): ubiquinone biosynthetic process; isoprenoid biosynthetic process
Cellular component (GO): transferase complex
Molecular function (GO): prenyltransferase activity
Source: RefSeq, a predicted model, not a curated record